Molecule: messenger RNA, 6479 nt
Organism: Mycena citricolor
Lineage: Eukaryota; Fungi; Basidiomycota; Agaricomycetes; Agaricales; Mycenaceae
Source: the annotation of a GenBank genome assembly
CAAAAAAGAAGCAUGCUGUUCCAGAUCUGGGGGCAGUCGGAAUCGGAAGUGGAUUGAAGGAAGAUUAGACAGCUGGCUGCAGUAUAAAGCGCCGCCGAGACCUUGAUCGUGCGACUUCUUUCCUUUUCCGCUGUUUCGAAUUGUUGCUACUCACGCACGCACUUGACCGCCAGCAAUGUCCACUCGGCAUAGGGAAUCACACAGGGAUUCGCAUAGGGAGCCGCGCGAGCCCGCUCACCACCACCUCUCCUCCCAUCCCUCCCACAACUCACACCCCCCUCCCCUACCCCACUCCUCACACUCCCAGUCCCAUGUUCCCCACCACCCGCACCCCAACGGCUCGUCUUCUUCCCACAUCUCAGCCAUUGUGUCGCCCAUCCAGGGCGGCCCUCCGCCCCCUCUGACGAAUGGGAGCGCCAAUGGCGUCUCCAACGGAGUUUCUGCUACUGCAGGCCCCGGCCCGUCGUCCGCGAUACACAAGCUCGCGGCAGCAAACGAGCAGACGUGGUUGUUGAUUGGUGAGCUGUUAAUACUACCGCAGCCGGUUCCUGGCUCACCCUCGCAUGGAUAGGUCGGGUAGCCGAACAGAUGAACGAUUUGGAUCAUGCAUUGUCGGCGUACGAAAAUGCGCUGCGACACAACCCCUUGAGUCUCGCUGGGUUGACGCAAGUAGCGGGCAUCGCGCGGAGUAAGGAGAACUACCCUAAGGCGAUCGACUACUUCCAGCGUGUACUGCAGUUGCAGGAAGACAACGGGGAGGUUUGGAGUGCCUUGGGACAUUGUUACCUCAUGCAAGACGACCUUCCGAAAGCAUACUCGGCAUACCAGCAGGCCCUAUAUCUGCUUCCGAAUCCCAAGGAGGACCCGAAGCUGUGGUACGGCAUCGGCAUCCUGUAUGACCGGUAUGGCUCGCUGGAUCAUGCCGAGGAGGCGUUCUCGUCGGUCCUGCGCAUGGACAAAGACUUAGACUUUGACAAGGCGAACGAGAUACUGUUCCGUCUGGGAAUUAUCUACAAGCAGCAGAGCAAGUUCGACGAUUCCUUGCAGUGUUUCGACCGGAUUCUGCGGAAUCCGCCGAGUCCGCUGGCGCAUGCGGAUAUUUGGUUCCAGAUUGGUCAUGUGUAUGAACAACAGAAAGACCACGCGAGCGCAAGAGAUGCUUAUGAACGGGUUGUUACUGACAAUCCGACACACGCCAAAGUUCUGCAGCAGCUGGGAUGGCUGUAUCACCAAGACGGAUCCACGUUCCAGAACCAGGACUUGGCAAUACAGUACCUGACGAAGAGUUUGGAGGCCGAUCCUUCCGAUGCGCAAUCUUGGUACCUGCUUGGCCGGGCCUAUAUGGCUGGCCAAAAGUAUAACAAAGCCUAUGAGGCGUACCAGCAAGCCGUGUACCGAGAUGGGCGCAACCCGACAUUCUGGUGUUCCAUCGGCGUGCUAUACUUCCAGAUCAAUCAGUACCGCGACGCCUUGGACGCUUAUUCUCGUGCGAUCAGGAUCAAUCCGUAUAUCUCGGAGGUGUGGUUUGACUUGGGAUCGUUGUAUGAGAGCUGUAACAACCAAAUCUCGGACGCGAUCGAUGCGUAUGCGCGGGCGAGCGAGCUGGAUCCGGGCAACAAGGUGAUCGAAGGCCGGCUGGCAUUGCUGAAGACUGCACAAGCGAACGGUGGCGCGAGCAGUCUCGGUGCGGCGCCUGGGCCACAGGAUGUACAUCCGACGGCCUACGCGAGUGCGGUUGUUCCCCCGACGACCCUGAAUCUCAAUCUUCCGCUCGGGCGACCAUCGAGCAUCAACAACGAGAUCUCGCUUCCACCGCCGACACAGCGCGGCGGGUCGCCUACCGCCGGGCCGUUCCGAGGCGGGCCUCCUCCACCCCUGAUUCUGGAUGACAGUCGCCAUCAGCCUGUGCCGGGCCAGACGGUACUGGCGCCUAUGGAUGUUGACCGCCCUGUCGAUCGACGGGAGAGGGGUUUGGGGCAUCAGAGUCUGCUGUUGCACCAUCCUGUUCCGGCUGCAGCCGAGGAGCGGCAUUUCGCUCGCCACCGCGCGGUCUCUGCCUCAAUGUCGCCCCCUCCCCAUCCAGCACUCCUUUCUUCUCGGCGUGCUACUUCACCUGGUUUCCCCAGGGAACCACGCGAGAGGGAGCCGCGCGAGAGAGAGCCGCGCGAGCGCCGGCCAUCACCGCGCGCUGAAGAUUGGGAGAGACGCGGAGAGGAUAGACGCGGCGAUUGGGAGCGCGAGAGAAGGUACCGAGAGCCGUAUGCUGUGCGGGAGAACCCGGCCAGUCCCCGCUAUGCCGUGAAGCAGCGGUACGACCCGCGCUGGGACGCCCAGCCACCGCCACCCUCGUCCUCGGCAUCGUCGGCAACGACGACAGCGACGACGACGACGCCCACGCCGACCAAUAGCACGUUCUACGACGAUGACAAGAGGAGGCGAGGCAUGAAGGAGGAGCCGCUGCCUGCUGUUGUUCCUCCACCAGAACCGAAGCGGAAGCGCAGCAGCCACAUACAGACGCAGCACAAAAACAUUCCAACUCACAGCCCAGCCGGCUCAUCAUCUGGGCGCUCGUCUGUUGGCGGACCUCCAAGACGAGUCGUCGACGACGACUACGACGAACCGGGCGUUGCCGAUGCGUUGAUGGGUCUGGCUAAUCUGAAGCGUCCGCUGAGCCCGGCGCCUGCUGACGAUGUGAGCAAGCGCAGCCGCAUCGAGUCCACUUCCUCGUCGUCCUCGUCCGCAUCCCAGCACAGACAGACGCCCGUUCCGUCUACUCGUCCGUCGCCCAUCCCGUUCCGCACGCAGGGCAUGUCUGUGUCGCGAUCUCCGCCAGAAAACACCCAAAACCACGCACCGGCGAGCCCGCCGCUUCCAGCUGUGUUCCCGCCGCACCCGAGGCCUGUGGGCAACAACGGGAUGGGAUUGAACCUUCCGCCUAUCACGACUCUGAGUCCAGAGCCCACGGGUGACGAGAAGAUGCAGGUCGAUUCGAGGAGUGUUAGUCCGCCGACUACCACCACGGCUGCGAUGCAGGACUAGUGUGAUUUUUUUGGACUGUGUGUCGUAUAUUAUUCCAGUACUUACUUACGACUCGAUACGAUUGCCACGCAAAGCCCACAGUGUACAAUAUAUUCAUAGUAUUUUUAUCACAUGACGAGACAAGGUCACUGUGACACAACGCGUGUGGAAAGCCUCUUGCGCCUUGUGCUCGUUCUAUCACUGACUGCUCCCACGAUCGUUCUCUCUUUUUCUGCGAUUUCAGCCCGCUCAGUUGUACAUAUACCCGACCCUGCAUCGACUCAAGUAAACAACGCAUCCGUCCCCGCCCUGGACGACCCAUUCCAUUCCACGCCUCUCCCACUCGCGUUACGACAUCCUUCCGGUUUUGUUAUACCCAAAAUCCAGAUCAGUAUGACCACGUCCGCUGUCUCGACGCCGAAGCGCUCCGUGUCGGGCUCCGCAUCCCUUUCAGUCGUGGGUAAAGGCACGCCCCGCUCCGUUUCCGCGCAGAGGACGCCCCGGCGGGUCACCAGUGCGCCGCUGCCUGCACACACCACGCCGCCGUCCUUCGCGCUUCAAGAGGCACUCGAGGAGGGGGACGAACGGGACGCGUUUGGUUCGAACGGCGCUGCGCUCGUGAUGACAGGCGGCACGAGUGAUGUGUUUUGGGACGACGAUGGGCGGACGAGCGUCGGUGGCGAGGAGGGCGAGGUCGACGAGGAGUUCGACGAAGCGCUCGCGGGCCUUCGCACCCUUCACACCCGUAAAUGCAUGCACUUCAAAAGACUGCUCGAGCGCGCGCACGCGUCAUCCGCGGCGCAGCUACACGCCCUGCAGGCCGAGAUCCAGAUGCUUCGCGCACGGCCUGUAGGAACCGCUACCGACACGGGCGAUGGGGCGAUGGAGUGCAUAUGCAGACGCAAGGGGGGGUACUGGGAUGGCUACCUCCCGCCUGACGUGGACCGGCUCGACUCGUCGCUCUCUUCGGACCCCUCCAUCAGCGCGCUCCAGUCGCAGAUCCACAGGAUGUCCCGCGCGUCGCGCUCGCGGCUGAUGCGGACGCUCCUGGACGUGUCCCUCCCCGGCGACAUCCCGCUGCAGAUCCUCAUGCUGCAGAAGUACCAGACGAAGGCGCGUGAUAUCGUCGGCGCGCUCGCCCCGCCGCUCGCCCUGCGCGUGCUACUGCACGUGCCCGUGCCGCACCUCCUGCGUGUGUGCGCCGUGGUGAACCGCCGUUGGGCGAACCUGACGCGCCUGCCGGCACUGUGGCGCGCGCACUGCCUUGCGAUCACGCGCGGCGAUCCAGCGCCGCCGACGCCCCCCGCGGAUCCAAGCGGGUGGCUGCCGCUGUACCGGGCCCUGGCGCGGCGGGAAGGCAACUGGCGCUCAGGUACACCACAGGGGAUGAAGUUCUUGAACGGCCACACGACGUUCGUGACGGUGUUGAUACUCCGGGGGACGCGGCUGAUUAGUGGGAGCUACGAUGGGACCAUCCGGUUCUGGGAUCUGGCGAAAAGUAAGGGGGAGAUGGUGCGGUGCCUGGAGGUCGGGAAGCCGGUCAGCUGUGUGGAUUAUCUCGCUGGGGAGGAGGUAUUUGUCGUUGGAUUCCACGACGUUGGGCGCGUGCACUUAUUUUCUGCGAUUACGUACACGCCUCUACAACAACUCGCAGGCCAUCUUAAUGGCAUUCGUGCGGUGGCCAUGAGCUCGAAGAACUUGGUUAGUGCCGGAGCCGACAAGGCACUGGUGUGUUGGGACUGGCGAGCAGGGAGCAAAAUUGUGCGGUUUGGACAACAAACGACGAUCAAUGUGGGUGUACAGAUCGUUCAAGGCGCCGAUCGCUCCGAGGGCGAACGAGUGGUGAGCGUUACGAUCGAUGGGGUAGUACGCGUGUUCUCCAUACAUCGCCGGGAGAUGAUCUCCCAAUUCCGACUUGCAGAGCUCGGCGGCGGAGAUCCGGUGCUCAUGUCGAAGCUUUUCCAUGUUGGCAGGGCACCGGACAACAUGUUGCAGUGGUUUGCUGCCAAGGGGAGCAAGAUGACUUGCGCCACUAAAUCGGUGAUUCUCCAUCUCCAAUGGCAAGAAGGCGAGGGUGAAGAUGUUCCCGAAUCUGCUCCUCCGGCUCAGAGCAUCGAGAAGGAAGCCGAGAAGCCUCCGAUGGCAAGAAGCCGGACCAUUUCAGCGCGCAGCAGCGUUUCGGGGAAAUCACCCAAGGGACAGUCUCCACGGCCGAUCAAUUCGAUCGCCUCUCCGACUACGAAGCGGCCGUCGCUGUUACCUCAAACCCCGAGUCAACGCAAGCGACUGAGCACGCUGGCCAGUCCGGGCGCAGUCGACUUCUCGAUCAACGAGCUGUCGACCGGGAGCGUGCGAUCGUCGUCCAUGUCUACCUCAGUCUCGGGUCGAGGCCCGCGGGCGACGCCAACGCCGUCAGCAGCGCGGCCGGGUGUACCUCAGCGGCGAGGUUCGCUGAUCCCGCCACCUGCGGAGAGAAGGCUAAGUGCGAGUGUGAGCACGAUGAGCACCGGCGGCCGAUCCAGCACAGGCGGUGUGCCUAAGCUGAGCCUCAGUAUGACCGCGGCUACGAAGAACGGCGCCAACCGGCUUAGUCUGGCCGCGACGCCCACGUCCGCCACCGGGAGCGGAAUCUCGACGCGGACGGGGACGCCGGUUUCUGCCUCGGGCCGGUCUGUGUCGUCUGCGACUACGAACACGCCGACUGCGCUCGACCCGGUAUUCUUUCCUGUGCGAUUCGGGCGGGCCGCGAUCUUGACUGCGCCGCCAAAGAUCGUGGGGAUCGUCGAGACGCCGACGGAUGUUGCCGUCGGUGCAGUGGAUCCGCGGAAGCGGAGAGUCGUCACUGCGACGCGGUUCAGCUCGCGAGUCGGUGCUGUUCGCAAGAUCUUUGUGACGACGCAUGAGGAGACGAAGGAACCCACGACGGACGUGGAGAUCGAUCUGGCUGCGACGCCCUUGAGCGGGAUCUGGGGCGCGCUGGCUGUGCCGCCGUAUUCUGACUCGCGGGGGCUAAAGGGACAACUGCCCAAUAAGUUUGCGGGCAUGGCCACGCCGGAGAAGAAUCCCAUGGCGAUGGCGAUGUCGCAUGAGGAGGUCGUCGUUGGCUGCGCGGACGGGUGCAUCUAUGUGAUGAAUUUCUCGGGGUACGAUUAUGACAAGGACGAGGUGCUCGAGGACGGGGCUCCGGGAACCCCGCAGCCGGUGUUGAAGGGGAAUCCCGAUGCGGGGUUCGACGAGGAUAUACUGGCUGGGAGGGUGCAAUGAACAUGUAUUUAGCUCGGAUAUCGUAUCGUAUCGUAUAUUUAGUAAACAUGAACUUGGCGUUGGCGCGCUCUUUCUUUCUCUCGUGGUAUUCAUGAUUGAUCUCUGGGUAAUGUUGACUCGUCUGUCAUGUAGAAUCCUUACGACGGAAUGGCCUGUUGGCUCAGACAACCUAUAUAUUGAGCGAGAUCCUUCUCCCC